This is a messenger RNA of Lolium rigidum, 1341 nucleotides long. RefSeq names its product probable disease resistance protein At1g61300. The record is from RefSeq and is a predicted model, not a curated record. NCBI's taxonomy places the organism in Eukaryota, Viridiplantae, Streptophyta, Magnoliopsida, Poales, Poaceae. Gene Ontology annotation, molecular function: ADP binding; protein binding. The annotation marks the transcript as partial. The transcript is spliced from 2 exons. Gene Ontology annotation, biological process: defense response to other organism.
ACAAGAUUAAGAAAAGUUUGUGGCCAAAUGAAAGUCAUGAAAGAGUUAAAAGUAUCAUAUCUGCAGGAGCAUGAGGCAUGGCAGCUUUUUGAGGAAAAUAUUGGUGCUGAAACUCUUUCUAGUCCCCAUAUUGUAGCUCUUGCUAGAGAACUUAUGAAGGAACUAAAAGGCUUGCCAUUAGCUUUGACAACUAUUGGAACAUCAAUGUAUCAAAAAGAUAUGGCUCAAUGGGAAACUGCCAUCCAAUAUAUGCAACAAUCAUGCUGCACCGAUGACAAAGACACACUAGAACUGGACGGAGGGAGUAGUAAUGUUUUUAGGCAGCUGAAGUAUAGUUAUGACAAUUUAAGAAACAAGACCUUGAGAGAUUGUUUUUUGACUUGUGUAAUGUGGCCUGAGGAUGCCAAGAUUCUGAAAGUUGACCUUGCUCAAUGCUGGAUGGGCUUAGGUCUAGUGAACGAGCAGGACAUAGAAUCUUCCUUCAGAAAAUCAUAUAGUCUGAUAGCUGAACUUACAGCUGUAUGUUUGCUAGAGGGUUGGGGUGAUUGGUAUGGUUUUGUUACAGUGCAUGAUGUGAUUCGUGAUAUGGCUAUAUGGAUCUCUUGUGACUGUGGUGAGAACAACGAAAAAUGGAGUGUCCCUGCACCAGUUGGCAAAUACAAAACAUUUAUCAUCCCUUGGAAAGCUGAGUGCAUCUCGUUGAUGUCUAACGAAGUGACCGAACUUGUUCCUAUCAAGUUUAAUCCUUAUCCCAUGAAAUUGAAGAUCUUGUGCCUUCGAAACAACAAUUUGGAUGAAAGCAUAAUUGCUGAGGCAAUUAAGAAUUGCACUUCACUGACAUAUUUGGAUUUGAGUAAUAACUGUCUCGGGAAGAUACCGGAAGAAUUAUGUUCAUUGGGAAAACUAGAGUACCUUGAUUUGUCAGAAAAUCAACUUCUAGGAGCAGAAGUGCCUCAAUGCUUUGGAAACCUCACCAGCCUCAAGUUCUUGUAUCUAACGUCUACAGGCAUACGGACAAUACCAAUUGAGGUCAUGUCUAGCCUGAAAGCAAUGCAAGUAAUAGACUUGAGGACUAUGUGGGCACCUUAUGAGGAAGCUCCUGCGUACUUUAACCCUGGAGUCCUAUUCCGAGAGUUGGGCACCCUACUUCAGUUGAAAGCGCUUGGUGCUGAGGCCCUAGGUUUUGCUGAGUUGGAGUCACUAAGGGAAGCGGCUAACCUCCCAGUUAGAUAUUUGAGUGUGAUGGAACUCGAUAGAGGUGCAUUAUUUCUGAUAUUCUAUCAAAUAACUUUGCACAAAGGACGUUGUAUGAACUGGAUAUCAGAUUCUGCUUCAGCCUGA